UGGCGGCGAUGCUGGGCGUCAGCCCCACUCCCGGGGCGGAGACCCCGGCGCCUGUGCCGCCGAGCGGGACCCCCUUCGAGGAAACCAGGCUGCACGUCUUCACCUUGGAUUACCUGCACGUGAGGGUGCCCUUCGAGAUCACCCUGUGGAUCCUGCUGGCUUCUUUGGCCAAGAUCGGUUUCCACCUAUACCACAAGCUGCCCCAUGUAGUGCCAGAGAGCUGCCUCCUUAUUCUGGUUGGAUUAAUUCUAGGUGGAAUUAUGUUUGGAGUACAAGAAAAGUCUAUAACGGUGAUGAACAGUGAUGCUUUUUUCUUGUACCUUCUGCCCCCAAUUGUCCUCGACGCCGGCUACUUCAUGCCAACACGCCUCUUCUUUGAGAACUUCGGCACCAUUUUCUGGUACGCGGUUGUAGGGACUCUUUGGAACUCAUUUGGCAUCGGCAUUUCCCUCUUUGCCAUUUGCCAGAUUGAAGUAUUCGGCCUGAGUGAUAUCACUCUACUGCAGUGCCUGCUUUUCGGCAGCUUGAUUUCAGCCGUGGAUCCCGUGGCAGUGCUGGCAGUUUUUGAAAACAUUCACGUCAACGAGCAGCUGUACAUCCUAGUUUUUGGGGAGUCACUGUUGAAUGAUGCUGUAACGGUGGUCCUGUACAACCUCUUCAAGUCUUUCUGCAAGAUGCGUACAGUUGCGGCUGUUAGCAUAUUUGCUGGAAUUGCUAAUUUCUUUGUAGUUGGCAUCGGCGGAGUUUUGAUUGGAAUUGUUAUGGGCUUUGUAGCAGCUUUUACGACACGUUACACCCAUAAAAUCCGAGUGAUUGAACCACUGUUUGUCUUCUUGUACAGUUACCUGGCAUACAUAACAGCUGAAAUGUUUCAUCUCUCAAGCAUUAUGGCGAUUACAGCUUGUGCUAUGACCAUGAGUAAAUACGUGGAGGCGAAUGUUUCUCAAAAGUCCUACACCACAAUAAAGUACUUCAUGAAGAUGCUGAGCAGUGUCAGCGAGACCCUGAUCUUUAUUUUCAUGGGAGUGUCCACCGUUGGAAAAAACCAUGAGUGGAACUGGGCCUUUGUUUGCUUUACCCUCCUGUUUUGUUUGAUUUGGCGUGCACUAGGAGUUUUUGCACUGACUCAAAUUAUUAAUGUAUUCCGGACAAUUCCUAUAACGUUUAAGGACCAGUUUAUUAUAGCCUAUGGAGGCCUCCGAGGAGCCAUAUGUUUCUCUCUCGUUUUCUUGCUUCCUUCUGCCGACUUCCCUAGAAAGAAGCUUUUCAUUUCUGCUGUUAUUGUGGUGAUAUUCUUCACAGUUUUCAUUCAGGGAAUAACAAUUCGUCCACUGGUGGAAUUUCUGGAUGUUAAAAGAGCAAAUAAGAAGCAACCAGCUGUUAGCGAGGAAAUUUAUUGUCGGUUCUUUGAUCACGUGAAAGCUGGAAUUGAAGAUGUGUGUGGACACUGGAGUCACAACUUUUGGAGAGAUAAGUUUAUAAAGUUUGACAAGAAAUACUUGCGAAGGCUUCUGAUUAGGGAAAGUGAGCCUAAAUCAAGUAUAGUUUCCCUGUACAAGAAACUUGAAAUAAAGCAUGCGAUAGAGAUGGCAGAGUGUGGAAUGAUAAGUACAGUACCAUCGCUGGCUUCUAUAAGUGAACUUAAAGAAGAAGAAGAAGAAAUAAGGCCUUCCUAUCCUGUCAAGAUGGAUGAUAUAAGAUACAUUUUAACAAAAAAUCUCUAUCAGAUACGGCAAAGAACUCCAUCAUACAACAGAUACAGUCUCGCCGAAGAUGCAAGCGAAAAGCAGGCGAAAGAAAUUUUGAUUCGGCGCCGACACAGCCUGAGGGAGACCGUGAAGAGGGGCAGCAGCUUGUCAAGACAGGUAGCAGCCAAACCGCCCCGUUAUCUUUCACUGCCUAAAAACACUAAACUCCCUGAGAGAGUACGGAAAAGAAAUCAAUCUUCUUAUAAAGUAACGGACGACAGCGAUUCUGACUCUGAUCAAAGCACGGUGCUGAAUUUGAAAUCCCAAGCAGGAAAAAUUCUGAGAGACCAGAGGCUUCGACAGCAGCAGUGUAGGAUGGAAUGGAAAAACGAAACGGACAGGAGCAACAGAGAGACAGCAAGCCACCCCCAGGGAAACAGAGGCUUCAGGCAACCACUUUUGCCAAGACCAGCAUUUGGUGCACUGAACGAGGAAGAGUCAGCGGAAGAUGACGGACCCGCCAAACCACUGCCACCGCCUCGUUUAAUCCGACAGGCUUCAAAAAGGCCUAGUGAUAAAUCCGAGAAUAAACCAUAUUGAAAGCUGCUAAAUGGAGCCAUUAACAAUGAACAGCAGAGAGAGGCACUUUAAACUGGACAGAUGGAGCCAUAAGGGUCAUGGGUACCGGUUGGGGAUGGGAGGGAAAGAAAUCAUGUUCUUUCACUAUGUGGAGAAAAAACAAAACUCCUCACCUUCUGUGGAACCAAAUAGUGCAACUAUUUUGUUUUAUAU
Lacerta agilis (Sand lizard) is the source of this 2480-nucleotide messenger RNA. RefSeq names its product solute carrier family 9 member A2 (gene SLC9A2). The transcript has 12 exons. Gene Ontology annotation, molecular function: sodium:proton antiporter activity. The record is from RefSeq and is a predicted model, not a curated record. Bases 9 to 2288 code for a protein of 759 amino acids. Gene Ontology annotation, cellular component: membrane. Gene Ontology annotation, biological process: proton transmembrane transport; sodium ion transport; regulation of pH. NCBI's taxonomy places the organism in Eukaryota, Metazoa, Chordata, Lepidosauria, Squamata, Lacertidae.